Molecule: messenger RNA, 14429 nt
Organism: Varanus komodoensis (Komodo dragon)
Lineage: Eukaryota; Metazoa; Chordata; Lepidosauria; Squamata; Varanidae
Gene: SVIL
Product: supervillin
Exons: 42
Coding region: 6383-13522 (2379 amino acids)
Biological process (GO): cytoskeleton organization; actin polymerization or depolymerization; actin filament severing
Cellular component (GO): actin cytoskeleton; cytoplasm
Molecular function (GO): actin filament binding; phosphatidylinositol-4,5-bisphosphate binding
Source: RefSeq, a predicted model, not a curated record
GGGUUUUUAUUCAGUGUACACCUUGUCAUGGAAACCCUGUUCAGUGGAGCCUAACUUCCUUUAGAGAAAAGCGCACACGAAGUGAAAAUACAUUCUUCCGUAUCAGCUACUUGGAUUGGGAUCAAGGACACUUGUGACAUGUCCUUUCUGAUGCUCCCAGAAGCUGGAGGUGUGGUGAUCUUGGGAGGAGUUUAGGAAUUGGAAUGGGCAAUCUUUCAUUUCAGUCAUGGCAUUUAUCCAUUACACAGAAUCAUCUGUCCUUACUAUUGAGAAGUAUAAAGGAAAGAAGCCUUUGGCAAUAAGCAAAGUUUAACGACAUAAAGUGAAGCCUUGUGGCCGUUGCAAUGUUGUUGGCUAUCUAUACUUUUUUUGUGACUAGCUGCACCAUCUCUUUAUACUUUGUAAAUUGUUUAAUUUUGGAAUCAGUGAAGAUGGAAGUUUAUAUCCCGAAUGGUUUAUAGUGGUUUGCUGAAGAAUUUCAGGUGCAUUGUGCAAAGCCGGAAUUUGAAGCUUUACAUAAGACUGUCUUCUUUGUUAUUGUACAAGCUGUUUUGGUAAAAUAGACAUGAAACAUUCCUCUAACAGCAGUUACUUGCACUAUAGCUGUAGAGAAAUGUGUGUUUUUGUGGCUGUUUUGAAGGUAGUGGGUUCACACUAAACCGGAGUAUCAGUUCUAAUGUUCCAUAUUUUGUUUUCUGUACUUGGAAGUAUGUCUGAAUUGUAAAUCCCAAUAUGUUCACUGCAGCUUACACCCUAGUAAAUGAGCAUAGAAUUGCACUUCUCAGCUCAUGUAUUAGAGAGCAAGCUCCAUCAAGCUCAAUAAGACAUUUGACUAAACAUAGCAUUAACAGGUUUAACCUAUUCCCCUUUCCCCACCGAAACCUGGGAACUGUAGUCUGUGUGGGCAUGUUGAUGCGUGGGGAGGUAAUGUUCUUUGUCUGUGGCCUCCCAAACCCACGGUUUCCAGUGUUCUUUGAUGGUAGCCAUCACUGUUAAACUGAUAAUAAACAGAAGUAUCUGUUCAGGAAAGACAUGCCUUGCAUUAACACCGCUAACUUGUCAUGGAAAACAGAUGGUUGACUUUAAAUACCAGUGUGACUCUUUCUGAACAAGUACAGUGAUUAAGGGAAUUCCAGCAUGCGAACCAUGUAUGUCAAGUGCAAGAGGAGCGUGACCCUGUCAUUUAUGUAGAGUUUGGAGUUGCCCAUUAUUUGCAAGUGGCUCUCUUUCCCUGUGAAAAUGCAGGUUAAUGGUAAAUGCAGCCUGAUUUGUAGAGGCUGAGCCUACUUCUGAACAAUAAAUGGGAAACAAGAUUUUUCUAUGUUAUUAUUGAUCAAUUGUACUUUAAAAUCACCUAAUAACUGAAGUGUUUUGUGUGGUGUACAAUGCUUGUAACAUGCUGCUAUUCUUUUAUUGUAUGUAGCAUGCAGGUGCAGGAUGAUUUGUUUGUUUAGACUCAUGUGAGUGAUGGCUACUGAUUUCCUGCUGUUUAUCUGCAAUUCAUAUGAAUGAAUGUGACUGAUGCCCAAAUGGUUGGCUGCAUUUGGUCCAUGCCAGUAAGACAUGGAGUCAGAUGGAGGCCGCACAAACCUAAUGGGGGUGAGCAAUGUCAGAAAAUGCGUCAUGUUUGGCAUUUGCGCUCUGGAACCAUCUAGUGCAGAUGAGGCCUGUAGGUACCACCGGCAGGUGCCAGUCAGACAAGAAUUCACUAUUGCCUGGUGCCUGUGAUGAAGACUUUUGCAGCAGUUGUUUAACAUCAAGGAUGUGUGAUCUUGUGAGAGGUACUUGGAGAAAAUACCCAGUCUUUCCUGCUGUCCCUGUCCCUUCCUUUAGCUAGCAACACAGCUUCCAUCCUUUGUGCACUCAGCAAAUGGCCGGCCGAUAAGUCAGCAGGCGGGGGCACCAUGUCCACUGACCGCACUGUAUACACCUGACUUUUGGUAGCAAUGUUACGAUUUCUUGACUGCCUGUACCUGAGUGCCUUUAGAACCCUGCAGGCAUUCUCCUGACUGGAGUCCACCAACCCAACUUUUCUGCCAACAGCAUCUUGUGCACAAGAAUUGAUCUUUGUAAACCAGGAAGUCUUAAAUUGGAUAGUAUCCACUGUGACACUGCCACAAAUGUAAGUUAGGUUGCACUAGUAUGAACAUGUUCUUCUGAAACUCCAGCAGCACGUGCUGGCAUGACAGUUUCCCUGCAAAGCCUGUCAUGCCAGAAGGCACCACUGGCUGUGCACUAGAGGUUGUUUACGCUGAUGCAACCUCAUUUGCAUAAUGGAUAGUGUCAGCAAAGAUGCCGCCCAUGGAAUGGAGAACGAUCUCCAGAAUCUCCGUUCCUGAACUUCAGCUUCUUGAGAUGACUGAAGAUGUUAAUGCUUUGUACUGCCAAAGGGAGAUCUGAAAAAAAGCUAUGAAAACCUGAGACCCAAAAUGACGUGCGUGUGAAGAUUUUCCCCAUGUAGAACCUCUCCCGCUGCCUCAUGUGGCUGACCUCUGCGAAGCUCUGGCAUGCCUCAGUCAUGUGAAACAGCUUCUUUCUUAUAACUUCUUUACUUCCAGCUCAGUUGGUCAUAUUUGUUGAAGUAAAGAACAGAUUUUGUACAGACCAAGAUUUCCUUAAAAUCUGAAGUUUUGCUUUACAAAAUUUAUAUGUGGUUGCUCUUUUACAAUGCUGUUUAUAUUUUUAAUAAGCUACAUUGUACUGCCUUCAUAAGGAGCCAACAGCAAUCAGCCAGGGGCUUCCAUUCCAACAGGAACUCUAAAUUAUGUUGCUGAGUUUUACUGGAACAAACGUAUUUGUCCAAUACGUCGAGGAAGCGUUUUAUUUUAACCAUGACUGCAUCACGGCUUUUUAUAGCUUUCUCAGUAAAUGUAUUCCACCUCCUUUAACUACACAUAGUAAUUAACAGUGCCUAGUGCUUAAUUUUUACAACUGUACCUCAGAGUGUGAUCAUUUGUUUUCCCUGCCACAGUUUAUUUGUAGAGUGUAAAGUGGCAAGGACAGCUUGUGGAGGGGUUUAUGCAACAGUAUUCACCUGUUUAUUUACUAAAAUAACAUAGACUAUACAGUGCCACUUUUCCAGAACUAUCUUCUUCUGUCCUUUUACCCCCCACCCCAUAUGACUAAGUGGUUUUUCUUUCCUAUAUUGUCUUCUGCAUACCCUUUUCUUUGCUUGGAAAGUUCAGAAAAUUCAAAGAGUAGGACUGAAAAUUUUGACAGUGAAACAGGAUUUGAAGGAGCUACGGGAUGGGCCUGUUGUAACAGCUGAGCUGAUCCUUCUGCAUUUCAAGAGCUAUUUAUGGUAGAUUAGCUGGUAUCAAAGCUCCACUGUUCAGCCCAUAAAAGGUUGGUCCUGUGUGAAGUUACCACACUGCAUUUGGCUUAGUCCUCUAAGGUUGGGAAGCCUAUGGUUGUCUGUGAAAGAAUUCCAAUGAUGGAUGGACAUGCUGAACUGAGGAAUUGUUCUAUUGAAGAUUUCAGGUGUCAGAGGACAAUAAAAAUGAGUUUUUUGCCAGUAAUGUUUUGGUCCAGUCUUUCAGUCCUUGGAAUAUAGCUUUUGUACACACACUCUGCUUGGUGUGCACACUCGCUGUUGGAAAGCACCGUUCUAAAUUCAUCCGGCUCUGAAUCAUCUUGGCCACAGUUGUACUUGUGAAGCCUGCGUGCUAGUAACUUAUGUGAUGUGUCACUCCUGUUUUCUUAGCAUGUGAAUGUUUGUUUUGGAGAUAAAUUUUAGCUGAAGCAAGGAGCCUCUUCUGAAGUUCAACUUCAACUGUUGGAUAGAAGCAUUAGGACAGAUUUUUUUUUUAUUGUGCAAAAACUGUUCCUUUAUUUUUCCUGCAUUGAAAUAUCAGGCAAGGAUUAAAGCACGCAUGCAGAAGGUUUUGAAGUAAGUAACAGCUCUAUUACUAGAAUGGUUGGCUGCAAAACUUUUCAAAGACAGUUGUUUGAGAAUGUUUGAAACUUUGUCAGGUUGGAAUGUGACCGAGUCUCCCCCCCUCUCCCCAAGCCUGUGCAUGUUAGGCAUUCGAGCCAUUUUGCAUCUUUUUUCUGCCUAUGGAGUGAGUUAAUUUUGCUGUGGAUGAAAAGUUUGCCACUUAAUGCCUUCUUGUGUGACCUGUGUGACAAUUAAACGCAAAUAUUUGGGCCUGUACUACACUUGUGAUGUACCAUGGCACAAAUGCUAUAGAAAAUGUUUUCUGCAUGAGGGAAGAGUUAUAUGAUCUUUACUGAAUGAUGUAAAAGUGAUUUUUGAACUGCAAGUAAAAUCUUCUCCGGCUGUUGUCCGCUAGGCUAAUGUUAGGCCAGCUCUCAUAUUCUGGCUGUACUUCACUUUUUGGGGUAGGGGCAAAGGAGGUGAGCCCUGAAUUGAUAACCAGGUGUAUUGGAACUAGGAGAUGGGGGAGUUAAUAACUUUGGAAAAUAAAAUUCAGGUGGGAAAAAUAUACCAUAGCCUAGCUACAGCUCUCAACGAGCUAGACUUAGCACCUUUUUAGGUGGGCAGGGAGGAAGAGAGGGGAAAGGAUCAUUAAUAUAUAUCCACUUAAAUGUUCUAUGUUAGUCACAUUUGCUUUUUGUAGUAACUGAGAGCCAGCUGUAACCAGCAAGCCCUGAGUUCGAAUUUCAUCCCAACUACAAGCUCCCUGGAUUACCUUAAGCACACUAUUAUCACAGCCUUAGCAACAUUCAGCCACCUUGCAAUAUGAUGGCAAUACUGGCCUCCUUUACAGGGCUGUUGUACAGAUGUGUGAAGCACUUCUGACAUUUUAGAUAUACCAAAUGAAUAUAAACCAAAUAAAUACUAAAUAUUAUUCAAUGAAUGCAAGCUGCUGUUAUCACAAACUGAUACCAGUUGUAGUCUGGAUUAGAAAUGGAAAUACUCAGGUCUUUAAAAAAAGACUGGUCGAGAUGAUAAUCUCUUUGUAAGGAAGAAAAUAGCAUUCCAGAGAAGAAACAAUAUUGUGAACACAAGAAAACUUGAAGCAAAGAAGAUACAGGAAUUGGGCUGUUUCUCAUAGUGAAACUAUCUUUAAGCUCUAUUCUUGAUAUGCAUUGAUCGAGCCUUAAUAUUCACAAAUAAAAUCAGGUUUGCUCAUAUUAAACAAUCCACACAUGCUUAUCCAGGAGGGAAUGUUAUAGGUGAAGGCAAGAAUGUCCUUGUCAAUGAGCCGCCUUUAGCAUGUGUGCCUAGCAGCAUGGAAAACAAGGUAACCUUGCUGGAGCAUGAAUAAGGUAUCCUGGGUGGAGAGAACCCACAGUAAGCCAUCCUUUUCUUAGGACUGAUGAACAUGUGAUGAAAAAAUGACAAGUGCUUGAUUUCUCCAGAAGCCUUUGUCAGCCUAGGUUGUAUAAGACAAAGGUGAUACAGGAAGAAAAAACCCCAAGAAAUAAAGAACGGAAAUGUCCAAAGUUGGUCAGAUCUUGUGGGCACUAUGUCUGCAGUGUAGACUCACAUUCCAAAGAGAUAGUGCAGGCGGAGUAGUGAAUCACUGGUGGGUAUUGCAGGUACCAGAUAAAAUCUCACGGCCGAGCAAGAAAGCAAUGAUUGACCCCAAUUUCUAGAAAAACAAAGGCUGUCAGUAGCCGGGACCUGUCUCUUGCCCUGACCGAUCCACAUGCCCCAGCAGAAUGGGAAGCACAUCAGUGGUGCUGAUCCCAAACUGGAGCUAACAAGUCCAGUCACGUGAGUUUUUCCAGGAGGGUUACCAGCCGCCCUAUGGAGAGCUUAUCUCUUCCUGCGCUAUUGGAGCUGCCUGCUUGGCAGGGGUGGUUCACACCUUUACUUUUGCCCUCAGUGGAUGCCAGGCUGCCUCUGGUGUAUUGCAAAGGACAUCACAACUUUGACUAAAACUGGCAGUUCCUGUUGUCGUGGCUGCACCAUUUGCAUUCCCUAGUCCAAGAAUGUCCACAUGUCUUGGUUUAAAAGAGACUACGGAUUCAUGUCCUCUUACUUGCAUUGUGAUUCUAUGGUUAACUAGUUUCACUACUGCUACCAAUUAAUUAAUCAAUCAAUUUCAUUCCAUUUUUAAGCCGCUACAUAACCCAAGUGUUCUACAGGUGGCUCACAAAUGCUGAAAGCAGCAUAUAAAUACUAUAAAUGUGUGCUUUUUAACCUCCUUCCUUCCUUCCUUUCUUCCUGUCUCUUCCUGUCCUGUUUUACAAGCUAAAGUACUGUUUCUGUUCAAAUUUAUUUUAUUUAAAGGAAACCUCAUAAUUGUCUCCUAAAUGUCCUGGAUCAGAGCCAUUCUUAAAACCUUCAGGAAUGAUAUCUCUGGCCUAUGAGAUACAUUCCAACUGCAUACAUGAUACACAACUUGUAACUUGUGCAGUUCAUUUCCCCAAACUUGUGCCUCCAGAUGGUUUGGACCACAACUCCUGAACAAUGUCCGUGCCAGCUGGGGCUGAUGGGAGUCCAGAACAUUUGGAGCCUAUCAGGUUGGAGAAGGCUGCUGGACGGCCCUGUUGUCUUCGGUUUUCCCAGAGUCCACCCUCUUGUCAGACUGAAGGGCAUAGUUUCUUCCUCUUGUCAGGCAUAGUAGAUUUUGACAAAGAAAAUUCAGUCAGGUAUAAAACUCCAAGAAUACUUCAGAGGAGGAGGACACUAAGUUUUCAGAAGGAGUUUUCCUUUGAGGAUAAAGAAGAGCUUGGAAACAGUACCAAGGAUAUUGACGCCAGCCUGUUAGCAGUGCUGCCAAAAGUUUCUGAAUUAAGAAAACUCUUUGAACCAAACCAACAGGAUACCUUAGAAAUGAAGAGGAAAGAGAGGAUAGCUAGGCGUUUAGAGGGAAUUGAAAAUGAUGCUCAGCCCGUCCUUUUACAGAACUGUCCUGGGCUGGUUACCCAUCGCUUGCUAGAAGAAGACACACCAAGAUAUAUGCGUGCCACAGACCCAUAUAGUCCUCACUUUGGAAGAUCAAAUGAAGAAGCAGCUUCGGAUUCUUCAGUAGAAAAUCACAGUAGAUCCAGAUACCCUGCAGAAUCCACUGAAGGAAAGCCAAAGGCCUCUUCUUACAGUCCAUUAGUCAUGGAUUCACAGGGGCUUGAAUCCAAAGCAGAAAGGAUAGCUAGGUACAAGGCAGAAAGACGACGUCAGUUAGCUGAAAAAUACGGCCUCUCGAUAGAUUCAGAUGUGGAUUCAGAAUAUUCAUCCAAAUACACCAGGACAAGGAAAGAACAGGAUGUGGCUGAGAAGCGAGUACAGAAGAGCGAGAAGAAAGAGGACGAAAGCAAAGAUUAUGGUUCUCUGUAUCUGGCAAGAACUGAAAAUAAGGAGCUGAGGGUUGCUGCUUCAGAGUCAAAGGAAUAUUCUGGGCAGGAGAAAGAGAGUUCUCCAGAAAGGGAAAAACUGCAUUUGAAUGAGGACUAUGAAAGAAAAGCCCCAGAGCCCAGUUCUAAUAGAAAUGAUCUACCCUCUGCAUCAGAGAAUUCGGCAUCCUUUUCCUUUUUGGGCCAUGACUCCUCCGUAAGUGAAGUGCCAAGCUCUCCAAAGCAAACUCGCAGGGUUUCCCUUUCCUCUCCAAAACAUCAAGCUUCACCAAGUCAUUCCCUCAAUGACUCCAGAUUAGGUGCAGGGAAAACAAAACUCGAUUGGUUUCUUCAGAAAGAUUCGGAUGGGGACACAGCUUCUCUUAUCAACUGGCCUUCCAGAGUAAAAGUUAGAGAGAAAAUGGUGAAAGAGGAAAGUGCUCGUGGAAGCCCUGAACUUCUACCAGACACUGUGUCCCAAAGAAAGAUUCGCCCAGUGCCUGUUAAUGCCAUGCCUCUUCAGUCAGAAUCAUCUGCCUUCCAUAGGGUUGCCAGUCAGCCAUUUAGUUUGGUAUCCCAACCAACACAUGGUUAUGUCCAACCUGCUGGAAUCGCUCAUACAGCUAAACUGGUGGCAUGUGAAGAACCAGAAAACAACUCUGUUAGCAGCGUCCCUGUGCCAGCAAAUGCCACAUUUAUGAUUAGGUCCCUGCCAGAUACUAUGAUGGAGGAGGAAAAAAGUGACUUGCUUGAGGAUCCUCAGUCAUUGAAGCGUGAUUACACUGGUGUGGCGGCUGAGCAGGAGAGGCAACCUGUUUUACCUUCAGAGGUCUGCAGGCAAGACAAGAGCAGAGAGAACCACUUAAGAAGAGAUGACUCCAAGAAACUUACGACCGGCAAGCCGAAGUCUUUGGAAACUCAGAGAGAGUUAGACUGUGUUAAGCAGUGGAUGCCUGAACCUCAGGUGAAGACUCAAGAGAACAUUGAAAGGAGUGAAAGAAUUGUGUAUCUUCAAAGGGCUAAAGGGAAGGUUCAAGCUCAGGAAGAGAAUCCCGCGAAGCAUAAGCUCAUUACUCGAUCACUGUCUGAUUAUUCUGGCUCGCCUAAAAUAGAACUUUUCAGAAGUAAGGAGCAUGUUGCAAAGAACACAAUGGAGUUUCAGAGUACUGAAGCAAAGGUCCCCCAAGCAAAGACCCCCAAUGGUGAGAUAACCAUGGUUGACACAAAAGUCUCUGUUGCCCAACUCCGUAAUGCCUUUUUGGAAACUGCCAAUGCCAGCAAGAAACCUGAACUGGAACCUCAUUUUGAGAUGCCAACAUCAGGUACUGAUUUGUCUGGCAGUGCUGAACGCGAAAGAGGGUCACGCAGGCCGAGACGCUAUUUUUCUCCUGGGGAAAGUAGAAAGACUUCUGAGAGAUUUAGAACACAACCUAUAACUUCAGCAGAGCGAAAAGAAACAGAUAGGUCUGCGCUCAGCCCAGAAAUGCCAGCUCCUGAUGAUGAGGAGAAGUUGGAUGAGAGAGCCAAGCUGAGUGUUGCUGCAAAAAGGAUGCUUUUCAGGGAAAUGGAAAAGUCAAUAGAUGAGAAGAGUAUUCCAAAGCCACGUUCAAGAAAUUCUGCAGUGGAGAGAAGGCUGAGGCGAAUGCAGGAUAGAUCACGCACACAACCCGUUACAACUGAGGAAGUGGUCAUCGCAGCAACUGAACCCACCCCUGCCUCACGUACUGUGAAUACCCACUCUGUAGUGACAAGAACACCCAAUCCCACUGUAGUUAAGAGCACUGUACAUCCUACCAGGUUGCAGGCAUCUGCGCACCAAAAGACUUCAGCAAAAGAAGAAAUAAAGGAAGCCAAAGAUGCUGCUGAACCAGAUUCGUCAGGGGAACCGGACUCUUCCACCCUGAGUUUGGCAGAGAAGAUGGCCUUAUUUAACAAAUUAUCCCAACCUGUUACGAAGGCUGUCUCUACAAGGAACAGAGCAGACAUUAGGCAGAGGAGAUCGAAAGCUCGCUACCAGACUCAGCCCGUGACGCUUGGAGAGGUUGAGCAAGUACAGAGCGAGAGUGAGCGGAUCGCACCUUUGUCUGCUGCUAUUGCCACAUCCGUGUCCACCAUGGUGAACGCCUUGUCACCAGUCUAUAGCAAAGAUGUGCAUGUGAAAGCAGCAGAAGAUAAGACAGGCAGCGAGGUCGGUAAAUCCGAGUCCAGAUACCACUCCUUAGUGGAAAAUGCUGAUACGCCAUUCAAACACAUCCUGAAAACAGAGUGGCGGCGACCCUCGGUGGAAAUGCGAGACAGUGACCAACAUUCGAGGGAAGCUGAAGAGGCCGAGCCCAAGGGAUUCGCACAACGUGAAGGGAAUGGCAUAAAAAAGCACAGUUCCUUUGAGGAAGAGCACCCACAUCCUGUUUUUGAUAAAACGGAGGACUACAGCAAAGAGAUAAAAUACGCAUUCCCUAGAAAAAGCAGCAUGGAAUUGUUUAGCACACAGCCUCUUUGUGACCUUGCUGAACAGAAGGAAUUUGUCACCAGCAUCCUGCAGGAUAAACGAGAAGUCAAAGGCCAGUCCUUUGAAGAUACUGUGGAGUUCGAGGGAAUAAUGACAAGACGAACCCCGCAGAGAGAGCAUGAUGAGCCAAUUUCAGAACUUGUGGGAACAGCCACAACAAAGAGUUUUUCUCAGUCUGCAGCUGUGGUAUCCUGUAGGCAGCAGGAAACCUCUGAGCUAUUCAACAGAAAACUAGACUUCAGGGAGAGCAAAGCUGAAUUAACGGAGGAUAGCCUUGAUACAACCAGCAAAACCAUGUCAAUUAAAGAAAGGCUGGCCCUCCUAAAGAAGAGUGGUGAAGAAGACUGGAAAAACAGGCUGAAUAAAAAGCAGGAAUGUGGCCGGAUGCCAGUCACUGAACGUGGCCCACAGCUGCAAGAGAUGGAGCAGCUGUUUGCAAAGAAGGAAGAAGGAGGAGUUACAGAUGAUAAUGCCAUGUCUAAGCUGCUUUGGGAACCUGUCUAUGCUUCUACUUAUUCUCCUGCUAUAGCUGCUGCCCAUACACUUCAACCCUUUGUACCUAUUAAUCAGGUCAGUAGUGCUAGUGUGAAAGAGCCAAGCCCCCUGGCCUUUGAGCGUCACCCCUGGAGAUGGAAGCAGAGGAUGUCAGAUAACCUGCCCUGGGAAAGUCAAAUGACAAUUGAGGAAAGAAAGCAAUUGAUAAGUGUUCGAGAAGAAGCUUGGAAGGCGAGGGGUAAAGGAGCAGCAAACGACUCCACCCAGUUCACUGUUGCUGGCAGAAUGGUAAAGAAAGGCUUAGCAUCACCUACAGCCAUAACCCCAGUGGCAUCCCCUUUCUGCAACAGACUGAAGUCAACAACACCUAUUUCAAAACCUCUGGAAGAGAUUGAAGCUAAGCCGGAUAUGCAAUUAGAAUCAGACAUGAAGUUAGAUAAACUGGAGUCUUUCUUGGGAAGGCUGAACAACAAAGUUGGUGGAAUGCAAGAAACGGUGCUGACGGUCACUGGAAGAUCUGUGAAAGAAGUGAUGAAACUGGAUGACGAUGAAACAUUUUCAAAAUUUUAUCGUUGCAUGAAUUACCCCACUUCUUCCUUACCUUUGGAGAUGGAUGAGGACUUUGAUGCCAUAUUUGAUCCAGAUGCACCAAAGUUAAUUUCCUCGGUAGCGGAGCACAAGCGUGCAGUGAGGCCCAUGCGCAGAGUCCAGGCAUCCAGGAACCCUUUGAAAAUGCUGGCAGCAAGAGAGGACAUUCUGCAUGAGUACACAGAGCAAAGGCUCAACGUGGCUUUCAUGGAGUCCAAGCGGAUGAAAGUUGAAAAAAUGUCUGCAAACUCAAAUUUCUCAGAAGUAGCACUUGCUGGCUUAGCAAGUAAGGAGAAUUUCAGCAAUGUUAGUCUUCGUAGUGUCAAUCUAACAGAGCAGAACUCAAACAACAGUGCUGUGCCAUACAAGAAGCUGAUGCUCUUGCAAAUUAAAGGAAGAAGACAUGUUCAAACGAGAUUAGUGGAGCCAAGAGCUUCAUCGCUUAACAGUGGUGACUGUUUCCUAUUACUUACUCCUCAUUACUGCUUUCUUUGGGCUGGGGAGUUUGCAAAUGUCAUUGAAAAAGCAAAGGCUUCAGAACUAGCAACUUUAAUCCAGACAAAGCGAGAACUUGGCUGCAGAGCUACUUAUGUGCAAACAAUAGAGGAAGGAAUCAACACGCAUACCCAUGCAGCCAAAGACUUCUGGAAGCUCCUUGGUGGCCAGACAAGCUACCAGUCUGCUGGAAGACCAGAAGAAGAUGAAAUGUAUGAAGCAGCAAUAAUAGAAACAAACUGCAUUUACCGCCUCAUUGAUGAUAAGCUUAUUCCAGAUGAUGACUACUGGGGAAAAAUGCCAAAGUGUACCCUGUUAAAUUCAAAAGAGGUGUUGGUGUUUGAUUUUGGGAGCGAGGUGUAUGUUUGGCAUGGGAAAGAGGUCACCCUUGCACAAAGAAAAGUGGCGUUCCAGUUGGCCAAACACUUGUGGAAUGGUACCUUUGACUAUGCGAACUGUGACAUCAACCCUCUGGACCCUGGUGAAUGCAACCCCCUUAUUCCAAGAAAAGGACAAGGACGACCAGACUGGGCUAUUUUUGGCAGACUCACUGAGCACAAUGAGACAAUACUAUUUAAAGAAAAGUUUCUUGAUUGGUCUGAACUAAAGAAACCUGCCGAGAAGAAUUCUGGGGAAUCUCCACAGAAGGAAGAAACCAAGGCUGAUGCGAAACCAUAUGAUGCCAUGCGAAUGGUCCCAGUGCCCGAGACAACAGUUGGCACAGUCUUGGAUGGAAUGAAUAUUGGCCGUGGCUACGGAUUCAUUGAGGGAGAUGACGGGAGACAAUUUGAGAUUAUCACUGUCUCUGUGGAUGUCUGGCAUAUCUUGGAAUUUGACUAUAGCAGGCUCCCUAAACAAAGCAUUGGACAGUUUCAUGAAGGGGACACGUAUGUUGUGAAAUGGAAGUAUCUAGUAAGCACCUCAGUUGGAAGCAGACAAAAGGGGGACUUGCAGACCAGGGUUGUUGGCAAAGAGAAGUGUGUGUACUUCUUCUGGCAAGGGAGGCAUUCCACUGUCAGUGAGAAAGGAACAUCUGCGCUUAUGACCGUGGAACUGGAUGAAGAGAGAGGUGCUCAGGUGCAAGUUCUUCAAGGAAAGGAACCACCAUGUUUCCUCCAGUGUUUUCAGGGUGGAAUGAUUGUUCACGCUGGGAGAAGAGAAGAGGAAGAAGAAAAUACGCAGAGUGACUGGCGGCUGUAUUGUGUAAGAGGAGAAGUUUCUCUUGAAGGAAACUUGCUUGAGGUGGCCUGCCAUUGCAGCAGCCUGAGGUCCAGGACUUCCACAAUCGUUCUCAACAUCAACAAAGCCCUGAUUUACUUAUGGCAUGGCUGCAAAGCCCAAGCACACACUAAGGAAGUAGGAAGAACAGCAGCCAAUAAAAUAAAAGAACAAUGUCCAUUGGAAGCAGGAUUGCACAGCAGUAGCAAAGUGACAAUACAUGAAUGUGAUGAAGGGUCAGAGCCAAUGGGAUUCUGGGACGCCUUAGGAAGGAGAGACCGGAAAGCCUACGAUUGCAUGUUGCAAGAUCCAGGGAAGUUUAAUUUCACACCCCGCUUGUUCAUCCUUGGUAGUUCAUCAGGGGAAUUCUCAGCCACUGAAUACAUAUACCCAGCAAGAGACCCCUCUGUGGUGAAUUCUAUGCCAUUCCUGCAGGAAGACCUCUACACAGCUCCCCAGCCAGCCCUCUUCCUUGUUGACAAUCACCAUGAAGUGUACCUCUGGCAAGGCUGGUGGCCCGUGGAGAACAAAGUAGCAGGAUCUGCCCGGAUCCGAUGGGCUUCAGACCGAAAAUGUGCCAUGGAGACUGUCCUCCAGUACUGCAAAGGAAAAAAUGUGAAGAAACCCCCUAAAUCUUACCUAAUUCACGCUGGUCUGGAGCCUCUGACAUUCACCAAUAUGUUUCCCAGUUGGGAACACAGGGAAGACAUUGCUGAGAUCACCGAAAUGGAUGCUGAAGCUUCUAAUCAGAUAAUCCUUGUGGAAGAUGUGCUGGCCAAACUGUGCAAAAAGCUGUACCCACUGGCUGAUCUCCUGGCGAGGCCCCUCCCUGAGGGUGUAGAUCCACUAAAUCUGGAAAUAUACCUUUCGGACGAGGACUUUGAGUCUGCAUUACAGAUGACCAGAGAAGAAUAUAAUGCACUGCCUUCCUGGAAGCAGGUGAACCUCAAAAAGGCAAAAGGGCUUUUCUAAGUAGCAUGAUGGAAGUAAUCAAGGCGAAAGCUGGAGCAGGAUCAAUCAUCAUUUUUAACACCUCUCAAACGAACAACAGCAGGAUAAACUGGUGCGCAUCCAUUUUCAAAAAGCAAAUCACCAUCUGUACUAAAGUUAUAUAAUAUUGUAAAUGUGUGAGAGAACUCUGGCAAACUCUUACUCUGUGGGACAGGGCUUGGAGGGUGGAUCAUGUUGAUGAAUUGUGUUCUUCUUUGUAUUUUUCGCAGCAGGUUCUUGUACCGCUGCUGUAACUGAUAUUUUGGCUACGUACACUAUUUGCCAUUUGGGUCUGGAAGAAGUUCCCCAUUGUAAAGUGUUAUUUUGUUAAAGCUGUGGAUUUUCAAAAAGAAUUUAUAUUUAUAUGAAACACAUAGGACAAGGAUGUAUUUAACAGUGCAAAUAUGUAUUAUUCACUUUCAAGACUCCUGUCAAGAAAGUUUCAGGAAAGUAGCUGGACAGUGUGGUUGCUUGUUCUGGACUAGUUAAACCACCAAUAUGUGCACGGUUUCUCUCUCUCUCUCUCUCUCUCAUUCUGAAUGGUUUCUUUUUUUAAUAGGCAAUGAAUUGGUCUCUUUGCUGCUUCAGGUGCUAAACUGAACAAAGCAUUAUCACAUGGGUUUCUUGGGAAACCCUCCAAAUCUAACUUUGAUAUCCCAAAAAUGUAUAGUGCCUUGGUUUUUUUUUCUUUUUUUGGGUGUACAGUUUAUAUACAAAAAAAAUGGUCUGCUUUUUGAUGAUGGCUCAGAACAGUCUCUUCUGCUCUACUUUUGUAAUAGUAGAAAUUUAAGAAAAACCAUCUCAAUUUCUAAUAACUUGUUGCAAACAUAAGUUGUCUUUUGUGACAAAGACUUAAAGCAAAGCUUUAGAAUAAACUCUUAGCAAUGCA